Messenger RNA from Schistosoma spindalis, 1308 nucleotides. The record is from the annotation of a GenBank genome assembly. Lineage: Eukaryota; Metazoa; Platyhelminthes; Trematoda; Strigeidida; Schistosomatidae.
ACUCUCAAUGCGCGGUGGUUUCAACAGUGCCCCUCGAGGUCAGCGAAUAGGUUCACGUCAAUGCCAAACAUAAAGGUGUUUUCUGGCAGCUCAAAUCGAGACCUGGCUCAAAAGAUAGCCGAUCGUAUUGGCUGUCGACUAGGGAAAGUUACUUCUAAAAAGUUCAGUAAUCAGGAGACAAGUGUUGAGGUUGAGGAGUCAGUCCGCGGGGAAGACGUGUAUAUAAUACAAACUGGCGGUGGGGAAGUCAAUGACAACCUUAUGGAACUACUCAUAAUGAUUAGCGCCUGUAAGAUCGCUUCAAGUUCCCGAGUGUCCGCAGUCAUCCCCUGUUUCCCAUACGCAAGGCAAGACAAAAAGGACAAGUCACGCGCUCCUAUCUCUGCGAAAUUAGUAGCUAAUAUGCUGUCAGUUGCCGGAGCUGAUCAUAUCAUAACAAUGGACUUACACGCCAGUCAAAUCCAAGGAUUUUUCGAUAUUCCUGUUGAUAAUUUGUAUGCUGAGCCUGCAGUUAUCAAAUGGGUCAAAACAAAUAUACCAGAAUGGAAAGAUUGUUGUAUUGUUAGUCCAGAUGCUGGUGGCGCUAAAAGAGUAACUUCAAUCGCAGAUCAGUUAAAUGUUGAUUUCGCCUUGAUUCACAAAGAACGGAAACGUGCAAACGAAGUGGAUCGUAUGGUUCUUGUUGGAGAUGUAAAUAACCGUGUCGCUAUCCUGGUUGAUGAUAUGGCAGAUACAUGUGGAACGAUAUGCACUGCGGCAGACAAAUUGAUUGAAGCUGGCGCUGAGCGUGUUUACGCUAUCUGCACUCAUGGUAUAUUUUCAGGCCCAGCUCUGGAGCGAAUUAAUAAGUCAGCUUUCGAAGCUGUCGUUGUAACAAAUACUUUGCCACAAGAAGAAAAUAUGCGGAAAGCUCCUAAAAUUCAGUGUAUUGAUGUAAGCACUAUGUUGGCUGAAGCUAUCCGUCGAACACAUAAUGGUGAAUCUGUCUCCUAUCUAUUUAAUCAUGUCCCUUUGUAAGAACAACAAUAAUAAUCCUGAAUAAAUCACCUUUCAAAUGAUAAAAUAAGAGACAAACUGGAAAAGAUUGUUUUCUUUAUCACUAUCCACUUUACAUUUGUAUUUUCAGCAUGUUAAGAUUUUUUUUUUCUUUCGAAAACUUCUAUAUUUUCUAGUCUUGUUCCAUUUAAUCUAAUGUAUUUUGUUCAUCGAACUAUUCCAUAAUGAAAUAUCUCUAUUCAUCAUUAAAUGCUUCGAAUGUUGUUUGUUUUGUUUCUUUUUUUUGUAACAGAAAAUAAUUGAUUUACCUAU